UGGCAGCCAUGCACGAGUGAUCAUUGUAGCUUUUUAUCGUCUAAACAUAUUGGUGGAAUAUCUUCACGCCUAGAAUAAAAACCCCAAGGCUUCCGUCAGACUCAACUGAAUGAAAAAAAAUAAAGAAUUACAGGGGGAAGUUUAGAAAAAGUCCUCUGGAAUAAGGCACAUGCUUGGAUAAUAAUUAUAGAACCAACGUCUCUCGUAAUACUAUAGCUGUCUCUCCUUGUCAAUUCAUUUAAAUACAUGAUUUUAACAUUAUGCUAUAAUGCAGCCUAGGCCUACUUUCUGAUGGAUUACAGCCAACAUGUGAAGAGCGUUGUGUCCCAUAAUGCUUGGCGAGAUUGACCACCAAGAUGGCUGACGUUAUGGAUGAAUAUGAGAAAGAAGCUGGCUGUGUUCCUAUUCUCCAUCCAGAGGAACUCAAGCCCCAGAGUCACUAUAACCAUGGCUACAGUGAGAAUGUGGGGCGCAAGAGCCACGUGGAUGACUACAGUACCUGGGACAUCGUCAAAGCCACGCAGUAUGGGAUCUUUGAGCGCUGCAGAGAGCUGGUGGAGGCAGGCUAUGACGUUCAGCAGCCGGACAAAGAGAACGUCACACUCCUGCACUGGGCCGCCAUCAACAAUAGAAUAGACUUGGUCAAGUACUACAUAUCAAAGGGGGCGAUGGUGGACCAGUUGGGAGGUGACCUCAACUCCACACCACUGCAUUGGGCCACAAGACAGGGCCACCUCUCCAUGGUGGUACAGCUGCUGAAGUAUGGGUCCGACCCCUCGCUCAUCGACGGAGAGGGCUGCAGCUGUGUCCACCUGGCUGCCCAGUUCGGACACACCUCCAUCGUGGCCUACCUCAUCGCCAAGGGACAGGAUGUGGACAUGAUGGAUCAGAAUGGAAUGACUCCCUUGAUGUGGGCAGCUUACAGGACACACAGCGUGGACCCCACCCGGCUACUGCUGACCUUCAAUGUGUCGGUCAACCUGGGUGACAAGUACCACAAAAACACGGCUCUGCACUGGGCCGUGCUGGCCGGCAACACUACAGUCAUCACCCUGCUGCUGGACUCCAACUCCAAUGUGGACGCACAGAACAUCAAGGGUGAGACGCCGCUGGACCUGGCCAAGCAGAGGAAAAACGUCUGGAUGGUCAACCAUUUACAGGAGGCUCGGCAGGCCAAGGGUUACGACAGUCCUGGCUACCUGAAGAAGCUGAAGAUGGACAAGGAGUUCAGACAGAAGAUCAUGUUGGGGACCCCCUUCCUGGUGAUCUGGCUGGUGGGCUUCAUCGCUGACCUGGACAUCGACUCCUGGCUCCUCAAGGGCCUCAUGUACUGUGGCGUGUGGGUCACUGUGCAGUUCCUCUCCAAGUCUUUCUUUGACCACUCCAUGCACAGCGCCCUGCCCCUGGGAAUCUACCUGGCAACCAAGUUCUGGAUGUACGUGACCUGGUUCUACUGGUUCUGGAUUGAUCUCCCGUUUGCCACCGUCCACCUGCCUUUCCUCCUGAACAGUGUCUGUCUGUUCUACAACUUCGGCAAGUCCUGGAAAUCAGACCCCGGGAUCAUCAAAGCCUCAGAGGAGCAGAAGAAAAAGACUAUUGUUGAACUGGCGGAGACGGGAAGCCUGGAUCUCAGCAUAUUCUGCAGUACUUGUUUGAUAAGGAAGCCCAUCCGGUCCAAACACUGUGCCGUGUGCAACCGCUGUAUCGCCAAGUUCGACCACCACUGCCCUUGGGUGGGCAACUGUGUCGGAAGUGGGAAUCAUCGCUACUUCAUGGGUUACCUGUUCUUCCUGCUCUGCAUGAUCAGCUGGAUGAUCUACGGCUGUAUCUGCUACUGGAGGAUCCACUGCGCCACCAACUACACCAAGGAUGGUUUCUGGCUGUACCUGACGCAGAUCGCCUCCUGCUCUCCCUGGAUGUUCUGGAUGUUCCUCAACAGUGUGUUCCACUUCAUGUGGGUGGCUGUGCUGAUCAUGUGCCAGCUCUACCAGAUUGCUGGUCUGGGAAUCACCACAAACGAGAGGAUGAACGCCAGGAGAUACAAGCACUUUAAAGUAACGGCCACUUCCAUCGAGAGCCCCUUCAAUCAUGGGUGUGUACGGAACCUCAUAGACUUCUUUGAGAUCCGCUGCUGUGGCCUGAUCCGGCCCAAGGCGAUAGACUGGACCACACAGUACACAAUCGAGUAUGACCAGACGUCCGGGUCGGGCUACCAGCUGGUGUAGACGAGAAGAGAGGAGAGGUGGAGCGACGGUGUCUAGAAGAGGAGGAGGGGGUUCCCCAGGGUUCAGUAUCGGAGCCAGGCUGUUCUCUGGAGCACUCCCCUCAGACCUCCUUCCUCACCCAUUCAGACUGAGAAAACCAGCCAGGAACUAGCAUGCUGUUACGGGACACCACCAUAAGACCAACACCUACUACUAGUCUAUAUGAAACCACCUCCAUUACUGUACCCACCACCACCUCUGAGCCCCUCCUGGGGGGGGGCCUUCUCCUCUGCUGGUCCCCCCUCGUCUCUCCUGCCCAUGGACGGUGCACCGCUGCCAGGCGCGGCAGGGAGAGGAGAAGAGAGAAUAUAAAAAAAAAACUAAAAUAAGGAAUCUUUAUUUGUUUGCUGUACUAGAGUCAUUAUGCUGCGGUGAAGGCAGUACGGUUGACGGCAGUAUCAUUUUUUUCCCUUAUUUUUUUAGAUACAUUUCACACAUCCAUUUUUUUUUUAUCAUCCAUCUUGCCCUGCAGAUUAUUUUUUUUUGUCUUUCAGUUUUUUAUUGUUGCUCAAAACUCUACUGUUCCUUUUAGAACUGUGGUGGCUAGGGAGACUGGGGAAGGAAGGCCUUUUAAGGAAGAAAUUGGUUGUUAAGCAGGAUUUGAUAAGGGAUACUCACUAUGGCAUGGUCAUGUACCAUCGUUCAAGUCACCCUGAGGAUUGCUUAGAAUUGCCAAAGUUGUUAAACUUGUCAGUAUGUCAUAAAAUGGCAUUUGCAAUUGUUGGGGGGGGGGGGUCUGUUCCCAGUGGUCUCUUUCACAAGGUAUUGAAGGUGCAGAUAGGAGCGACAUCCUACUUAUAAUGUGAUGCAAGCAUAUUUAUUUUAACUCUAUGUAUAGAUCAAAUGUUAUAGUAUCAUCUUAUUUUAAAUUUGUUUUUUUUAUCAAGAAAACAUCUGCUACAAGUUGUAUAUGGAUGUCUGACAUGGUGCCCUGAGACCUUCACUAGAAAAGUCGACACACACACACUUCAAGAGUAGUGUUAGUGAGAGAUCAACUAGAGUCAGGGGAAGAUGAGGCCAUUCCAUCCCAGACUGAAUGGAUGGUUCUGGGAGUUUACAAGAAAGGUUCAUUCCAUGUGUGUAUUUUUUUUGUGUGUGUGUGGGGGGGAUGGGGGUCCUUUUGUUUGUCUGCCUAUGACAAUGCACUGAUCACCUUUCUGUUUCCGGUCUCGCCGUUACUGAAGAAAUACAGGCGUACUCCCGACAAACACUUCAAUGUUUACCGAUUGACGGAGCUCGGGCCCAAUGAGAAAAAGGUAUAUAAACCCCGAGACCUGCCCCUUCUGGGUUCUCAUCUGUUAUUGCUCAUUACAUUUCCCGCUAGUCUCUACGCAGCGGCAGCGCAAGGACGGACUGAAAUGUCAAAUAUGUCCAUCUGUACAUAAACAAUCUAGUUUUCUUCGUGAGUGAUUUUAUUUUGUCAGUUGAAGCUGCUCCUUUUUAAACGUUGAUUUCAUCCAACCAAAUGGAAAAGAGAACUCCCCGAUUAUAAUCCAAUUGUAUGACUGUAGCUUUUAGUGAUGUCCGACACUGCUGUCUAAAGGCAUUUUAACCCUGCAAACUACACUGCAUGUGUGAUGCUUGGACAUUGGGCUGUCGCCAUACUGUUGACCCCCCCCCAUCCAAGCUGCCCAGUGAUAGCCAUGUGUCUGUAUAUAGUGAAUGUUCAGUAUUUACAAGUACUUUCUUCGGUAUGUUCGCUUUUGUUUUUUAAAUCCAGUGUGUAUCUUCAGUGCAAGUCCUCCUUCUCGGUCUGCAGGCUCCAGAUAUCAAGUCUGGUCCAGCCUGCCGAAGUGUAAUAUUAAUGUUCCAUGCUGGUGGUUGGAUUAUACUGGAAGUAAAGGUUUUUUCUAUGUCAUAUUGCUGGGUUUGUUACACCACUGGAUGUACGAGAUGCAAGGGAAAUAAUGACAGUAUUUUUUUCUAAACUGAAAUCAUGCGUGUCAUCGUACGCUGUAAUCCAGGAUAAGAGGUAUGAAGCAUGGGUUUAGACAUCACAUCGUGGUUUGUAUCCCCUUAUGACGUCAGAGCACGGGACGCACCAUUGAGGCGAUCUCCAUUUUUGUAAGUACAUUUUCUACUUUAAUCAGUUGGCAAAGUGCCACCUGGAGUGGGUUGUUUGAACGCCAAGGUUGGCGAUUUACCACCACCUGCAGGUAUUGGGUGUUUGCCCACGAGUAUAAUUCAUUGGUGGUGACCUGGAUGGAAUUAUGCGACCCUUCGUUAACUACUUAAAAAUGGUGAAAGUCCUCAAUGGUGCUGCCUGUGCUAAAACAGGCUUUUGGGAACUAGAGUCCUGUGUGGUAUUAAAAGGUAUACCAUGUUGUGUGGUCAUGUCUACAUCAGUGAGGGACACAGUGGAUCAUUUUGCAGGCUCACCUACAUCUAAAAGGAGCUCAGCGGUCAUCAUAAACAACCUACAGGUAUAGAGCUCAUCCAGGUUCUGUUUCGGUUCCAGAGAAAUAUUCACACUAGCCUGAGUGCCACUGUUUGUACACAUGCCAAUUCCUUGUCACCCAUUGUCAAGUCAAACAUGUUUGACUUGACAAUGAGGAAUGGAGUUGUCAAGAACACAAACGGAUCUGGGAUCAGGCUUUUCACACCGGCUCUUCCAACAAAUGUCAUUUUUCCCCCAGCUGCCACCAUGUGAAAAGCACAUGAUCAUCUACAGUGCCUCUCCGCCUUCUUCAGGACAUCACCGUAACCCUGCUUCAGAUGUUAAUAUAUUGGGCAUGGUUCAAUUUUAAUGGCUUUAAUAAUAAAAUACAUUCAAAUGUGGAAAUACA
Messenger RNA from Oncorhynchus mykiss (rainbow trout), 5050 nucleotides. The record is from RefSeq and is a predicted model, not a curated record. NCBI's taxonomy places the organism in Eukaryota, Metazoa, Chordata, Actinopteri, Salmoniformes, Salmonidae.